Molecule: messenger RNA, 3456 nt
Organism: Mauremys reevesii (Reeves's turtle)
Lineage: Eukaryota; Metazoa; Chordata; Testudines; Geoemydidae
Product: tumor necrosis factor receptor superfamily member 16-like
Exons: 6
Coding region: 697-1923 (408 amino acids)
Biological process (GO): Rho protein signal transduction
Cellular component (GO): cell surface; plasma membrane
Molecular function (GO): coreceptor activity; death receptor activity; nerve growth factor binding
Source: RefSeq, a predicted model, not a curated record
AUGGAAAAGAGAGGAGACAGACACGGAGAGGAGUGGGAGGAGGUAGCAGGAGGCACAGAUCCUGGGAGGGGAGAAGGCUGGAGGGGUAGGGCCAAGGAGACUCACAUCCCAGCCCUCCUCGCACACACACACACACACACACAGAGGCAUUUCCAGCCGCCGCGGCUGCUGCUAGCAAAGCAAACUCCCCCCGUUCCCUUCUUGCAAGAGAACUUCCUCGGUUCCCCUUGGAGAGGAGGGUUCAGACCCUGGGUCUCCCCGGCCCGAGCUUGUGCCAAAGCUCGCCCUGGGCUGAAUCCCUCGGCUCCUUUACCGACCAGCCUUGGGUUCAGGAUCCGUGGCUGGAGCAUCUGGACACGUCUCACUUCAGGGUAGGGGCUGAUGCCAGACACAACAACUCCUCCUGCAGCGGCUGCUUUGUUUUGGAGUUUAUUUUUGUAGCAGAUCGCCGUUCCUGCAACGUUUUUGUUUUUGUUUCAUUUCUACACACACACUCUCUCUCUCUCCUCCCCGGACUGCUAGAUGCGGCGGGGUUUCUCUUAACUUUGCAUCAGCGCCCCCCCGCUCCCCAAACAACAGAUCCGCUGGAUCAAAGGACGACCCCCCCCUGCAAGAGCCCUGCAUUUGCUUAUUAAUUGCAAAGGGGGCAGGGGGCGAGGCGGCCGGGACAGACGGACGGACGGUGGAGAAGCCGAGAUGCAACUGACCGGGGCUCCUCUCUGCCUCCUGCUGCUCAGCCAGCUCUUCCCUGGCAAGGUUUCAGCCGGCCAAGGCUGCAAGAGCGGACGCUUCACCUCCCUUGGGGACUGCUGUGCCCUCUGCCCCCAGGGCUACGGGGUGGCUGUCCCGUGCGGCAGCUCCAACACGCAGUGCGAGCCCUGCAGAGAGAAUGGGACGUUCUCCUCCACCAGCAGCGCCACGGAGCCGUGCCAGCCGUGCUCACGGUGCCCGGUGGCAGAGGCGUGCACCCCCACCCGCGACACUGUGUGCGCCCCCCAGUGUGCCCCCGGCCACUACCUGCACGUGGAGAACGGGAGCAGCAGCCAAUGCCUGCCUUGCCAAGUGUGCGGGCAGGGCUACGGGGCAGCGAUGCCGUGCGGGCCUACGGACAACACCAUCUGCCAAAGGUGCCUGGAGGGCUUUUACUCGGAGGAGAAGAGCGACUCGGCGCCGUGCCUGCCCUGCCGGCUGGAGUGCCACGAGGACGAGGUGAUGAUCCGGGCCUGCAGCCCCGUGUCGGACACGCUGUGCAUGGACAGAGAGCUGCAGAUCCUGAAGCGCACGGAGGGGGACCCCCGCAAGGAGCACCCCAAGAAGCCCCCGCUGUCUGAGUCAGAGGGCAGCGCCUCCCCCAGCAACUCCUCCGAGUUCCUCCCCCCGCUGCCAGACAACAGCAAGAACAUCAUCCCCGUCUACUGCUCUAUCCUGGCCGCGGUGGUGGUGGGGCUCCUGGCCUAUGUGGCUUUCAAAUGCUGGAACACCUGCAAGCAGAAGAAGCAGCUGGCCAAAGCCAGGGCUGGGGAGCUGGGGGCCUCCCCCGAGGGCGAGAAGCUGCACAGCGACAGCGGCGUCUUCCUCGACACGCACAGCCUGCAGGAGCAGCACCCGCUCAACAAGGCGCACAAGGCUGAGCCCCGGCUGUACAGCUCCCUGCCACCCCACAAGCAGGAGGAGGUGGAGCAGCUGCUGGAGAGCUCCAGCCACGGCAAGGACUGGCGCUGCCUGGCCAGCCAGCUGGGCUACGAGGAAGAAGCCAUCGACACCUUCGGCCGGGGCGAAGCCCCCGCCCACACCCUCCUCUCCGACUGGGCUGCCAAAGAGGGGGCCACGCUGGAGGCCCUGUGCGCAGCCCUGGCCGGCAUCGAGCGGCCCGACGUGGUGGAGAACUUGACCGGCCCAGCUGAGGCCAGCUCGGUGGUGUAAUGGCACGGGCAAGCCAGCAGGGGGAUGCGCACCCCGCGAGACCGGGACUCGCUAGGAGUUUUAAAUGGCAACAAAAAAAGAAAAGGGGGGAGGGGAACAAAUUUUGUUAAUUAUAAGGGAACUUUAAAAAAAAAAAAAAGCAACGAAACAAACAAAAAAGCCACAGAGCAGCGGCCUUUGGCAGGACCAGGUGCAGCACCAUGGUGUGACUGGCGCGUGAGCCCACCGUCUCCUACUGGCAGCGACCGGGCCUGCGGGCGCCAUGUGCCGUCCCUACCGGCGGCAACCGGGCCUGCAGGUGCCACACGCUGUCCCUACUGGCGGCGACCAGGCCUGCGGGUGCCACACGCUGUCCCCAAUAACGGCCAUCAGGCCUGCAGGUGCCACGUGCCGUCCCUACCGGUGGCGACCAGGCCUACGGGCGCCACGUGCCGUCCCUACUGGCGGCGACCGGGCCUGCGGGCGGCACACACUGUCCCUACCGGCGGUGACCAGGCCUGCGGGCGCCACGUGCCAUCCCUACUGGCGGCGACCGGGCCUGCGGGCGCCACACGCUGUCCUUACCGGCGGUGACCAGGCCUGCGGGCAUCACGUGCCGUCCCUACCAGCAGCGACCGGGCCUGCGGGUGCCACACGCUGUCCCUACCGGCAGCGACCGGGCCUGCGGGCGCCACACACUGUCCUUACCGGCGGUGACCAGGCCUGCGGGCAUCACGUGCCGUCCCUACCAGCAGCGACCGGGCCUGCGGGCGCCACACGCUGUCCCUACCGGCGGUGACCAGGCCUGCGGGCGCCAUGUGCCGUCCCUACCGGCGGUGACCGGGUCUGUGGGCGCCACACGCUGUCCCUACUGGCGGCGACCGGGCCUGCGGGUGCGACGAGACCUGGGAUUCUGGAGCUGAAGGCUCUGGGUCCUCACCCUGCUUGACCAUGGGCUUGGGAGAGAGCCAGCCCCUGAGGUGAGCGGGUGGCAGGGAGAGCGGCUGGCAUUGCUGGAGAGGGAGGAGCGUUUGGGGGGGGGCGGGUUCUCUGCCCCUUUGACUUCGUCCCCAUGCCCGCCCUGUCUGGGGAUCCCGGCUGACCACGUCGUGUGGGUUCCUUCCAUCACGUGGCCAUUGUACCCAUGGGGAUUAACCACGGGCUUUCCGCUUCCCUGUGCCCCCUCUGGAAGAGCCCUCAGCCCUACGGACCUGCCAGGGCCAAGCCAUUUGCCCUCCCCAGGUGGACUCCAGCCCCCCAGGCCAGGCCAGGGGGUGAAGGGACACAUCACCGGGCACGGGCGUAGGGCUCUGCUGUCUAACCCAUUCUAGCCCCCGCCCUCCUCUGUCACCCCUCCAGCCCAGGCCCUGCACCACCCCCAGUCAGCACCUCCCGCCACAACCAACUGCACCAUCCCCAAACCGUGUCUGCCCCCCCGCCCACACUACGCACAGAGAAACGCCUGUGCCAGGCAGGGACUGACCUGGGGCCCUUCAGGCUCCAAGGAACAGUCCCUGACUCAGCGUCUCCCGGACCGAACUGUGCUCUGGGGCU